AAAGUAGGUUGAACCGUGUGCUGAUUUUCCUAGGUUAGAAUUGAAUAAAGUGCAAGAAAUAUUUAAUAAAAUGUUUGUACUCUUAAAAUCAACAAAUACUUUAACACAAUUAAACAAAACAUGUGUAAAUAUAGUAAGAAAUGGUCAUCACUUAAGAGGAAAGCCACCUGGAGUUGCAAAAUCUCUCCAACAGAGAUUAGAAGAAAUUAACUACAAGGAUCCAAAGCUCACUUUCAAAGUGAAUAUUGGAUUUGCUGCUUCAAAGACAGUCCAGGAUCAGGCCAGUCGCAUUGGUGUUUUAAAAAACAACAGACAAAAUAAGGAACUGGAGAAACAAUCAAGAAAUCAGUCAUUGUUGAUUAAUUUGGAUGAUGUGAAAAAAGAGUGGUUGACACAAGGUGGGCCCCAACAUAUUCAACAAAUUGCAGAACAUUAUGGAGUAUUUGAACAUCUCUUUGGGGAUGCUUACUUUGCUCCAGUGGUACCCUUACAUGUAAAAUACAAUAUAGGAGGGGAUAAAGUAGCUCCAGUUUAUUAUGGAAAUGUUUUGAAACCAAGUGAUACAGCAAGUGCUCCUGAAGUUGAAUUUAAUAGUCCCAAGGGAAAUGAUGGACUAUGGACACUAAUUAUGACCAAUCCUGAUGGGCAUUUAACUGAGAAUAACAAGGAAUAUGUGCAUUGGUUUGUAGGCAAUAUUCCUGGUGAUCAGUUCAGUAAAGGUGAAACAAUUGUGAACUACCUGCAGUCUUUUCCUCCGAAAGGCACCGGAUUCCACCGUCAUAUCUUUGUUCUUUACAAACAAGAGAAAAAAUUGGAUUUCUCUGCGUGGAAACGCGAUGGCGCAUGUUUAAACCUUUCAGAUAGAACAUUCUCAACUCAGGAAUUCUAUAGAGGUUUACAGGAUGAUUUAACACCCGCAGGACUUGCAUUCUUCCAAGCUGAUUGGGAUUCCUCCUUAAAUGAGUUUUACCAUAAUAAAUUAAAUAUGCAAGAACCAAUCUUUGAAUAUGAUUUUCCCGAAACCUAUGUGAAGAAGCAAGAGUGGUUCCCGCUGAGAGAAGCCUUCAACUUGUAUAUGGACCGUUAUAGAGAUCCGAAACAAAUUAACAAAGAAUUUCUGUUGCGGAAAUUAAAGGAUGUGGAUCCCUUUUCACCGCCUAAGAAGCCACUGCCAUAUCCAAAUGCUGUUAAGUAUGAGGGUUAUGUCCCCAGUUGGUUGAAGUUGGAAAAGACGAAGUCGCGCAACAAGUGGGGUCGAAUUAACGAUAUAUAAUUGUAUAGAUCUAACAUGUUAUGUAAUUGCUAUGUGGAAGUUUAUAAAUAAAGUGUUUUUUACACUCAAAA
Messenger RNA from Dalotia coriaria, 1344 nucleotides. RefSeq names its product large ribosomal subunit protein mL38-like. The transcript has 5 exons. Gene Ontology annotation, cellular component: mitochondrial large ribosomal subunit. Bases 71 to 1273 code for a protein of 400 amino acids. Lineage: Eukaryota; Metazoa; Arthropoda; Insecta; Coleoptera; Staphylinidae. The record is from RefSeq and is a predicted model, not a curated record.